UUGAAAGGACCGGAGAGAGGACUCUGGGCAACAGCUUCUGGGCUGGACUUCAAAACGACGGGAUAAUCUCUCUCUCGCUCGCUCGCUUUUUCUCCAGUCAGUCCGCGAUGGAGACUCUGUCCCAGGACAUUUUGCUGGAGUGCCAGAUCUGUUUCAACUACUACAGUCCUCGACGGAGGCCCAAAUUGCUGGACUGCAAGCACACCUGCUGCUCUGUUUGCCUCCAGCAGAUGAGGACCAGCCAGAAGGACCUGAGGUGCCCGUGGUGCCGUGGCAUCACCAAGCUGCCCCCCGGGUUUUCCGUCUCGCAGCUGCCGGACGACCCGGAGGUCAUCGCCGUGAUCGCCAUUCCCCAUACUUCAGAGCACACUCCGGUCUUCAUCAAACUUCCCAGCAAUGGGUGCUACAUGUUGCCGUUGCCCAUCUCCAAGGAGAGGUCCCUGUUGCCGGGGGACAUUGGCUGCCGCCUCUUGCCGGGCGCUCAGCAGAAGUCCGUCACCGUGGUGACGAUCCCGGCCGAGCAGCAGCCGUUGCAGGCGGCGAUCCCGUUGCAGGAGACAGGAGACGAGGAACGAGACAGGAGGGGCAUGGUGAAAAGCUCGACCUGGUCGGGGGUUUGCACGGUCAUCCUGGUGGCCUGCGUCCUGGUCUUCCUCCUGGGCAUCGUCCUCCACAACAUGUCCUGCAUCUCGAAGCGUUUCACUGUGAUCUCUUGCGGCUGAAAGGCGGCUGUGGCAGCAACACUCCUGUGGGCUAAUUUUCGGGGUUUGGGAAGGGUGGUUGUGGUGGUGGCAGGAAGCCACGAGUUGGAGCAUUAGGACCGUUCAAGGGGACUGUUCUGCAGCACUGCGUGAUCAACGCCAGACAAAGUCUAUAGGCUGCUGUAAAAAGUAGGACUGAGAGAUGCGUCGGCAGCACACCGGGGGGGUGGGGGUGGCACGUUCCGUGUGUCUCUGCCGGUAACUGUAUCGAGGAAGACUGCAUGCAUCACCAUAAUCACUUAACAAAUGAGCUGUAAUUUAUAAUGAUGUCAUCAUGUUAUGAGACUAAAGAUGUCUGUUAGCUGGUUCUGCCGUACAUACAAGUCUAGAACGUGAUCUCGCCAACUCCUCGCCCCCCCCCCUUAGCAGAGUAGUCGACCACAAAUCAAAAAUGCUGUACGUUCAAGUAGAAUUAAACGUCAGAAUUAAGGAAGUCAAAUCUACCCAGUACUU
This is a messenger RNA of Gekko japonicus, 1214 nucleotides long. It is a transcript of the gene RNF152, whose product is annotated as ring finger protein 152. The transcript has a single exon. Gene Ontology annotation, molecular function: ubiquitin protein ligase activity. Bases 108 to 722 code for a protein of 204 amino acids. Lineage: Eukaryota; Metazoa; Chordata; Lepidosauria; Squamata; Gekkonidae. Gene Ontology annotation, cellular component: lysosomal membrane; lysosome. Gene Ontology annotation, biological process: apoptotic process; negative regulation of TORC1 signaling; cellular response to amino acid starvation. The record is from RefSeq and is a predicted model, not a curated record.